AUGAGCAAAAUCUCGACUGUAAACUCCCAAAGGAACUCGUCUACAAACGCUUGGGCUCGGGGACCUCCCUCAACGAGCACACCUUCCACGAAUAUUUCGCAGCCAGCGCCCUCGCAGGCUCCUGCUCCCGUCUCGACGCCAACGACAUCAACCGCACCUUCUGGUCCCCGAACAAAUGGUCAAACAUCUCAUUCGAGGCGCUCAAGUGCGGUCUUUCCCAAUUCCUUUCAACCAUCCCCCUCGACUUUGAAAGAACCAGUUGCGGUCGGAAAGAAUGUCGUGUCGCCUUUGCCGGCGAAGCCGAAUAAUGUGACAUUUGGAUCGAUUGAUGAUACUAACGCUACCCUAUCGACAUCUCCUGCUGCACCUUCUACAAUGGCUGAUAUAAAACAGAUCAAGUCAUUUGGCUCCAUUUCUGCUGCGACUGGCGAUGCAACGCCACCAUCCGGCUCUGAGAGCAAGAUUGCCCCUCCCUCACGGACUGAUUCACCCGCUCCGGCUGGAAAAGUCAAGAAGAAGCUUGACAUAAACAGCCUCUUCCAGAAAAAACAGGCUGCAACUUCUGCAGCUCCUACGGCCCCUGCUUCACCUGCAACAGGACCGACUGCCUCGCCCAGAGUAACCCCUUCGACGAUCCCGCCCGCUCAACCUCAACAGACCCCAGUCAGCCAGGCUCCCCCAGAGACUCCUUCUAUGCGGCCUUCAGCGAUUCACCAAUCGUCUUACGACUCUCCUUCAAUCCGAAAUAGCCCACUGCCCGUCGUAAAUCACCCGCCUAAUCAAAUGCCUUCACCAAUGGCUCCAGGUCCAAAUCCAACUCCAUACCACUUUACGCCUCCCAAUAUGCGACAGGGAGGUACUGCUGGACCCGGUGUAAAUCCUCCUCGCUCUCCUAACAUCAGCCGAGCGAUGACCAAUGGAAACAUGCGCGGUCCUCCUGGCGCACCAGGCUCUGGUGUACUUGGUAGCCCGCGCAUGGGUCCACCCCCAUCGACAAACGCUCCUCCGGCUCCCCCAGCUGUACCAACGCCAAUACCCGGCGUACCUCCUGGAAUGAUGAACGCUCCCAACGCACCAGUUGCACAUCCUCCUCCUCAUAUGCCGGUACCUUCUAUGCCUCCUGGUCAAAUUCCCCACAUGGGAAUGCCUCCUGGUGCUCCAAUGUGGCCAUACUAUUACCCCUCCCAUUUUGACCCUAUGCAACCAUACUACUGGCAUGCACCCCCACCCGGGCCCCAUAUGGGGGCUCAUCCUCCUCCACCCGGAUCGCAGCAGCCAGCAACGAUCCCACUCCCUCCGUCCGGUAUGCCCACUCCUAGUACGGCACCAAUGUCGAUGCCCAUGUCUCCUCGCGUUCCACCUACUGGUCCAUCGUCUGCUGCUCCUCCGACCCCUGCCACUCCUCAUACUGCUCUCGCCCAGGCACCGCCCGGGCAACGAGGGAGCUACAUAGCUCCCAGGCGGCCAAUCGCCAUUAAAAACUCUGCGGGCGAGGAGAUUGAUCUCUCCAAGGUUUCGAGACCUCCCAAACCUGAAGAGGCUCAAAAUACUCAAGCCGUCAAAAAGGAUGAGACACCGGAGAGACGCCCAGUUUCCAUCAGAAUGGAAACAGAAGAUGCGCAUAAGAAACGUAUUGAAGAGGAGAAGCAAAAGGAAAAGGAGAGGCUCCGUAAGGAGGAAGAGUUGGCAAAGACCAAGGCGAAGCGCGAUGCCGAGGCUCGAGAACGCGCAAAGCGAGACCAAGAGGAAAAGGAACGUCGUCGACGCGAGGCUGAGGAGGCUGAACGCAAAAAGGUCGAAGAAGAGGAAAAGGUGAAGCGCGAAGCUGAAGAGGCUGAGCAACGUGAGAAAGAUAGGAUUCGACUCGCUGAAGAGGAGAGACUACGCAAGAUUGAAGAGGAGAAGGAGCGCGCACGCCUCGAGGCAGAGGAAAAGGAGCGAGCCCAACGUCAGGCGGAGGAAGAGGCAGAGGCCAAACGCAAAGCCGAAGAAGAAGCUAAGCGCAUCGCGGAAGAGGAGGCUAAACGCAAGGAAGAGGAGGAGAAGCGGAAGGCGGCAGAAGAGGCCAAACGGUUGGAAGAAGAGGCGAGGCGCAAAGCUGAAGAGGAAGAAAAGGCAAGAAUUGAGGCCGAGGCGGCGCGAAAGGCCAAGGAGGCUGAAGACGCCAGACUGGCGAAAGAAAAGGAGGAACAAGAGACUGCUGCCGCUGCCGCUGCUGCGGCUACAGCGGCGACCGCUCACCCUUCUACGGCCGAAGCCACCUCUCAAAGCUCGACACCCGCUGGAUCGACGCCCGCUUAUGCGUCCCCUGCUCAGUCCUCAUCAGCGCUCCCUCCAAAGAGCGCUCUCCCACCAUUAUUAGACGCCAAUAAGCGUCGACCAAUUCCCGGCCGUUUGGAUCUUUCCGCCACAUCGAGUGCCAACCUGCCGCAACCUCUUCCAUCCGCUCUUGCCAGUGCACGGAUCAUUGAAGACAUUGGAAAGGUCUCUUACCCAGAGGGAAUCAAGGCCCCAAGCAGUGAGCUGAACGUGAAUGCCACCAGUGGUAAAUUCAGAUAUGAUCGUGAUUUCUUGAUGCAAUUCAUGAAGGUCUGCAAGGAGAAACCAGACGACAUGCCAUCCCUGGACGCAAUUGGCCUCGAGCCAUCAGAUCAACAGGGCAGCUUUAGCGGUCGCCGAGGACGUGCUCCGAUCGGGGGACCGGGCUCGGCUAGGGGCUCUGUCGGUUUGGGCCUCAAUGGACCUGGUGGAGUGCCGUUUGGUGGAAAGAGCUUUGGUGCUGGCAACAUGGGUCAGUUCCAAGCUCCUUCUGGUCGAUCUUCGGAAGAACGGUUUGCUGCCUCCUCCCAACGCGUUCCAUCUGGCCAAGUACCGUUUCCUGGCCGUCCAAUUGGCCGUACGAAUAGUACUACUGGUCCUCCGAUGUCCGGACCCGGCAGUCGGCGUGACACACCUCAGCGCAGUCACAGCAAUAAGGGCAUGAAGCGCACCGACUCCAAAGUCGGUCCCGCUCCUUUGGCUAUGCAAAGUUUCACAGCGCCAGAGCUCGAGUUACAUCACGCAGAAAAUUCCUGGUCUGCCCAGCGCAAGCCGACGAACGUGGAUCAAAACACUCCCGAAUACGUUGAUCGAAAGGUCAAGGCACUGCUCAACAAGCUUACUAUGGAAAAAUUCGACUCUAUCUCGAAGCAGAUUUUGGAAUGGGCGAACAGGUCGGUCAACGAGAACGAUGGUCGCACGUUGAUUCAAGUCAUUCGGCUCGUAUUCGAAAAAGCAACCGACGAGGCCACUUGGUCGGAGAUGUAUGCCAGGCUUUGCAGAUUCCUCAUGGAACGUAUCAGCCAGGAUGUCCGUGACGAGGGUAUCAAGAAUGCUGACGGCAAACCAAUUGCUGGAGGCAACCUCUUCCGCAAGUACCUGCUGAACCGCUGUCAGGAAGACUUUGAGCGGGGAUGGUCGGCCAAGGAGGCGGCUGCCGUAGCUGCAGCUGCCAACAAGGCCAACGACGAGAAGGCCGCUGCUGCCGCAGAGAAAUCUGGAGAAGAAGUCCUCUACUCGGACGAAUACUAUGCCUCGCAAAAGGCCAAGCGUCGUGGUCUCGGUCUCGUCAAGUUCAUCGGUGAACUCUUCAAACUGCAAAUGCUUACAGAGCGAAUCAUGCAUGAAUGUAUCAAGAAGCUGCUCAGCAAUGUCGAGAACCCCGAAGAGGAAGAAAUCGAAAGUCUGUGCAAACUCCUCACAACUGUUGGACAAGCACUCGAUACUCCAAAGGCCCGGAAUCAUAUGGAUAUUUAUUUCACCCGUAUGCAAGAGCUUGCCAACAGUGGACAGAUCAGCUCCCGCAUCCAGUUUAUGCUUAUUGAUGUUAUCGAGUUACGGCAACGCAAGUGGGUCAGCCGUACGCAAGCUGCGGCUCCCACCACGAUCGCGGAAGUCCACCAAAAGGCCGAACGAGAUCGACAAGUGGCUGAGAGAGAGGCGGCACUGCGACAAGCAGGAGGACGUGACAAUCUCAGAGGAAGUCGACGAGGGGAUACUCGCGAUUAUGGACCACCGCAGGUCGGCGCUGAUGGAUGGACGACUCCUCAACGAAUGGCGGCAGCCACCAAAGUUGGCGACAUGUCUCAGUUUGGCAAAAUCUCCAAGACUACGAACAUGCAAUUUGGGCCCACGAGCGUCUUCUCCAAGAAAGACAAGCGUGAUUCAAUGUCAUCCGUGACCCGAGCCAGCUCAUCGUCCAACAUGUUUGCCGCCCUCAACUCGAGCGAAGCCACCCCCGACGCAGUAUCCGCCGGCUCGAGAACAGCCAACUCGACCCGACCGCCUAGUCGCAAGGGUAGCAUUGACUUUGGGGCCGAGCCUCAGCGCAGGCGCCUCAUGCUGCACCCUCGUACUCAGAAUAUCGCUUCUGACGCAGGAUCGGUUCGAGACGAGGUCGCUUCCACAGUCGACCAGUCGGAAACGGGUGACGAUGAGGCGGCAAGCACUGCUGCAAGUGCCAGCGGUCAGAACAAGGGUCCUGCCUCUAUGACAACAGAUCAAGCGAAGCGAAGAGUCAAGGAGGAUGUGAAGGAGUUAUUUAUGCUCCGUCAGCUCGGCGAGGCAGAGGGGUACUUUACUGCUUUGCCAGCCGACCUCCGCUGGAUCCUCGUCGAGCAAUUGGUCCAUCAUGCCAUUGAUGCGCGACCGGCGGACGUGCAGCUCAUCGCGGAUGUCUUCACUAUGGCCGCCUCCAAAUCACUCGUUGACGAGGAUCAGUUCUCGCAGGGGUUCGCAUCGGAUAUGGAAUAUCUCGAAGAUACCAGUACGGACUCGCCAAACGCAUACGGAAACGUCGCUACGCUGAUGAAGGCGGCCAAGCUCUCACAAGAUGCCGUGGAAAGACUUGCGGAUAAAAUCAUCAUGGAAGGGGAGAUGGCCGUCACACCUAGGGAGAAACUUCUUCGCAAAUAUGCUGCCCUCUCGACCUGA
Messenger RNA from Serendipita indica DSM 11827, 4971 nucleotides. Lineage: Eukaryota; Fungi; Basidiomycota; Agaricomycetes; Sebacinales; Serendipitaceae. The record is from the annotation of a GenBank genome assembly.